Paracoccidioides lutzii Pb01 is the source of this 414-nucleotide messenger RNA. RefSeq lists its product as hypothetical. The record is from RefSeq and is a predicted model, not a curated record. Bases 1 to 414 code for a protein of 137 amino acids. The transcript has 2 exons.
AUGGCCGACAUCAAGGCAGGGAUUUCUCGAAACGGUCCACAGAGGAUAUCGCAGACAGCUGGAACGAAUGAGGCUCUUACCACGAAGCGGCACUUUGAUCAACGUCGAAGCUCGUUUCAACGGGAAGUAGAAGAGCGGAGAAGGACAGGAAAGCAAGAUGAGGGGUUCCCAAGGUCAGAAAAGAUAAAGCAAGAGAAGUUGGACGAGGACGGCCUAGAAAUGCCACGACACCCAUGUCGAACUACUAUGCAUUCGUUGCCCGACGAAGAAAAGGGGUAUCAGCUUGCAGCUCCGGAGGCAACAAUGAAAUCAUCUUUUGAAAAGGAACUCCGCUUUUCCAAGUCGAAUAUCCCGACUAGUACAGAUCCUAACGCUCGUAAGAAGGCGAGAGAUGCUGAGGACAAACCAUUUUGA